Chara braunii is the source of this 2712-nucleotide messenger RNA. The record is from the annotation of a GenBank genome assembly. NCBI's taxonomy places the organism in Eukaryota, Viridiplantae, Streptophyta, Charophyceae, Charales, Characeae.
AGCAACUCUUCUCAACAGACAGCAGCAGCCGGCAGCACGCCCGACACCGACUGUACCAAGGAGGCGGCGAACGAUGGUCCUGCCAGCGUUUCCGGUCCAAGGCGCCGAUGAGGCGUCCGAUGUGUUCUUGCAGCGCGUCCAGGCCUUCAUGGACCUGGCCACUGGCGAACAGGAGCGGAUUGCUGCUGUAGCUGCUGAACAACAGCGACUGGUCGAAGAGGCAGCAGCUGAGCAACAGAGGCUGGCCGACGAGGCGGCCGCGGAAGCACAACGGUUGGCCAACAAGGCAGCUGUCCAAGCGCAUCUUCAGCGAGAAGCCGCCGAAGCAGUGCAACAGCAACAGUGUGCUGCAACCACACAGGUCCUGCAGAAUGAGGAACAGCGUUUCAGCGAACUCCUCACGACGUGGACUUCUGUGCCAUCAGCCGCACGACCGGCACCGACACCGGCAGAGCAGGAGAAAACAGAAUUGGCUUGCCUACUCAGACACUUGUUACACAAUGUGAACUGGCAGCAGGAGCAGUUACAGAGGCAUGCGCAGGCAGCAUACCAGCAGCAGCAGAUCCUAAAAGCUGCCGCAACGGACUGCCAGACACUCGCAACGGCGAUCAAUUCUGCCAAGACACAGCAAAACAAGUCAACGACUCACUUGCUGUACGGCUGGCUGAAGUCAAGACCGGACAGCGGCAAGGCGUACAAGAUGCCCAAGUUCAACGUAGCCAAAUUUGACGAUUAUCAAAAGACCGACGCAUUGGCUUCGUGGACUGCAUUCAAUACGGAGGUGGGCGUGCAUCGCGUUCCCGACGAUCAGCGCCUCAACGCGCUGUACCUCCAGCUGAUUGGCGGCAGCCACACCUUCAUGAACAAUUUGGCACUGCAAAAGGCUUGUACGAUCGCAACACUGCACACCAAGAUUACAUGGGAAGAGUUUGAGCAGCUGUGGCAGACGCGGUUCAUGGUCCGAAACGUGAGAAAGACGGUCAUGAACGAACUCUACCAUUGCAGCCAAGGCACGAUGCCUACCCGGGAAUGGUUGAGGAAGUGGCAGAAAUUUGUUGCCACUCCGAAAUUCAACGUCGAUCUCGAGGAUUUGAGAUCUGAGUUCUUCUCUCGGUUGUGCGACGGGUUGACCACGGCUCUCAGCAACGAGCUGCAGUACGAGACCUUCGACGCAGUCAUAUCAAGAGCGAACAUUCUCAUACAAACGGACUGGCGGGCGGCCAAUGAAAGUCGCGAGCAGCAGUCGGCCUAUGUGGCAAAGCCAGGAUUUCAGCAGCACAAUGCCAAUGUGAUCCUACGUGGAUCACAAGGAGACCACGCUGCUGCAGCAGCCUCUGGUGAAGGAGAUGUUGUAGCAGCGAUCCCUCCUCGACGCACACGAGCUCGGAAGAAGAAGGCAAAUUCCCAGGCGUCGGAAGGAGCUGGACAGCAACCCUGGACGCAGUAUCACAUUAGCGAGGAGGUUUAUCACCUCCGCCUGAACUUGCAGGUUCCUGUUCAGACAGUGUACACCCAAACUCCGUUGCAGGUUGCAGUCACCACGCAGCCUGUUGUCUCGCACCCUGUGCAGCCGCAGGGCACACAGCCCCAGCAGUUGGCACAGCGACCUGUGUCACAGGGUCCACAGCCCGUGGUGAUGCAGGGACCGGGACAGACACAAUGGGUCCCAAAGACGGCCAUCGCUGCUCCCAAACCUUUCACAAGGGAUAAGAGGGGCGAAGACCUCGACAUAUGGUUGAGGGCAGUGCCGGUCUACGUCAGGUGUAAACUUACCUUGCCACACGAAAAAGUGUUUGUGGCUGCCUCCUACCUAGAGGGUAGUGCAGCAAGAUGGUUGAGUGGGUUAGUGCAGCUCCAGGGGUAUGGUCAUGACUUCCGCGCUUGGGCGGCCUCCCAGAAAUUGGAGGACUUCCUGAAGAUGGUGGAAGAAAGGUGGCAUGAUCCUCAGGAGGCCCAAAGGGCCACUGAUGCGAUCCUGGCACUGCACACGCGGCAGUUUAAGUCAGUAAGGGAAGUCGCCGACGCUGUUGAGCGUUUGAUCUGUGUCCCAGGGGUGAGCUAUGACCCCCAGGUGCUACUCACCUCGUACUUGAGAUGCUUUUCUCAGCCUCUCAGGAACCAGUUGGCAAAAGAGGCCAACAUCAAUAUGCACAACUUUCCUUCGUUCAACAAGGUGGCCCUAGACCUUGAAGCUAAGAUAGGGCAUGGACAGGCACCCACUAUGGAUGGGAGAAAGAAGACACUGCCUCCCAACUGGAAGGCGAAGGGUCGCUUGAUGUUCGUCGAUAAUGAUGGUUCUACCAUCGAAGUAGAUGAGCACUUCCAGGAGGGAGUAGGUUCAGAGGCGGCCAGUGUAGAAACUUCAGAGGGUGGAGUAGUCGCUGUCGUUGCUCAAAAAGGUAAGGCGACCGGUAAACGCCGCGAAGGCUCCCGGUCCAGGAGUCAAGUUGACCCCAACGCUCCUCCAUGGGAGAAAGCGGGUCUCACUGAGGACGUGUGGAGAGACCGGUACUCACGGCAGACCUGUAUUCGCUGUGGUCAAUACGGUCAUAGUCAGUACAAGUGCCGCAAUAAGAAGGUAACCGAAAAGAUCCCGCCUACGAUGGGGCAUGUGCUUCGAUGAAUGUGUUUGAGUCCUUAGAGGAGCUAGAGGUGGAGUGGUCUAGAUCAGACCCACUAGCUUCUUGGACGACACUAGUCAAAGCCCCGAAG